AAAUUAUCUAGAAAAAUACAAGAUCGCCUUAUCUAUUCGGAGAAAUAGCAGCAAUCUAUCCAUUGCGAUUUUUUUAUCAUGGAUGCCAACAACACCACCGGAGCUGAUCCCACCAACAACUCCAUGUACAAGCAGUCCAUGCCGAUCAUGUACCUGCUGGCAGUCGCCUACGGGCUGGUCUUCCUCCUGUGCAUUAUGGGUAACGUCUUGGUGUGCGUGGUGGUGGCCAAGAACAAGAGCAUGCGCACUGUGACCAAUUAUUUCAUCGUGAACUUGGCCGUGAGUGACCUCCUGGUGGGCGUGGUGUGCAUCCCCGUCACCCUGGUGGACAACCUCACCAUCGGUUGGAUGUUCGGGGCGGUGAUGUGCAAGCUGACUCCUAUCGUCCAGGGCAUUUCACUCGCCGCAUCUAUCCUAACCCUAGUGGCCAUCGCUGUAGACAGAUACCUGGCUGUGAUCACACCGACGGAAGGAAAGCUGACCAACAUGCGCACCUUCGUCAUCAUCGUCGUCAUCUGGCUGUCGGGAAUGGCCAUGAUUUUCCCCCUGGCGUUUGUCAUGCAUUACGACCCCGAGAAGCACUUCUGUAAGGAGGAUUGGGCAGGCGACGGGCUGAGAAACUACACCCUCUCGAUCUUCGUCCUGUGCUACGUUGCCCCGCUCACGGCCAUCACCGUGAUGUACAUCCGUGUGGCCGUCCGUCUGUACCAGUCCACCAUGCGGUCCAGCGUGCAGGGCGCCACCAGGAGCGGGAUCGGGCCGAAACGGGCCAAGCUCGGGAACAAGGUACGCGUGUUCAAGAUGCUGGUGGUGGUUGUGGUCCUGUUCACCCUCCUGCACCUGCCCCUGCACACCGUCCAGAUGCUGGCGGACUACGGCAACCUGGAGAGGGAGGACCUGCGCCGGCUGUACUUUUACGCCUUCCCGGCGGCACACUGGCUCACGUUCUUCAACAGCUGCGUCAACCCCAUCGUGUACGGCUGCAUGAACAGGAACUUCCGCUCGGGGUUCGCCGCGACUUUUCCCAACGCAGCGAACAAGAUCUUCAACCACGACUUCCUGCACCUGUCCAACAUCUCCAACCUCUUCGGAAAACGGACGAACGAGCUGAAACACUCGAACGAGGAGAGCCAGAAGAGCGACAAGGGCCCGAUCAACAGACAGGAGUCCGCUGAGAUGGAGGUGAUGGGCAACGAGGUCACCAAGACGCAGAACGGAACAGCUCUGACGACUAUGGGCUACGCCACUUGGGUUAGCCAGUUGUAAAUUUAACAGGACAUUGAUCAAGGAAAACAGCAGCCAACACACAACCCUCGCCACCUCAAGCUCACCUUUUCGACCACGUGAACAAUGGCUGC
This is a messenger RNA of Branchiostoma belcheri (Belcher's lancelet), 1358 nucleotides long. Its product is annotated as neuropeptide FF receptor 2-like. Gene Ontology annotation, cellular component: membrane. Bases 79 to 1266 code for a protein of 395 amino acids. Gene Ontology annotation, molecular function: peptide binding; neuropeptide receptor activity. The transcript is spliced from 5 exons. Lineage: Eukaryota; Metazoa; Chordata; Leptocardii; Amphioxiformes; Branchiostomatidae. Gene Ontology annotation, biological process: G protein-coupled receptor signaling pathway. The record is from RefSeq and is a predicted model, not a curated record.